AUGCUGCGCUACCGCUGGGGCCAAGGCAGCCGGGACCUCGACUCAGUCCCGGACGACGAACUCUACGCGUUCUUCAAGACCGACUGCGAGCGCGUGAAGACCAACGUUGCGGACUUCUUUGCGCGUGUGCGUCGGGAACUUCGAGCGCCGUCCACGAGUUCCGAUGAGUUCAUGGCGUCGAUCACCGACCGGCUUUUCAAGCUUGAAGCCGCCCUCGCGGCGACAACGAUCUCCGACCCGAAAGCAUGCGCGUCGACCGACACGGCGGCUGGACGCCCAUGUAGUUUGACGCGAGACACUUGCAAGUGGCGCGCCGCCGGUCACCACACGGACGUGACACGUACGAAGCGCGCCGCCGAGGUCAAGUUCUGUAACAAGUACUUGGCGCGGCAAGGGCGCAACUGUCGUAACCUGGCGGGUCCUGAAUCGGCCCGGUGCUACCGUCACCCGGAGACAGCCCAGCCCGGGCAGUAG
Saprolegnia parasitica CBS 223.65 is the source of this 474-nucleotide messenger RNA. RefSeq lists its product as hypothetical. The record is from RefSeq and is a predicted model, not a curated record. The transcript is spliced from 2 exons. NCBI's taxonomy places the organism in Eukaryota, Oomycota, Saprolegniomycetes, Saprolegniales, Saprolegniaceae. The coding region runs from base 1 to 474 and encodes 157 amino acids.